AUGAGACCAGACAGUUUAACCUCACUCCUGACUGAGGCGCCCUCUCGCUACGGCACAGUUCUCCAUGUUGGCUUAUAUCACGACCCGGUUAGCCGUCUUUUCUUCGGUAAAGGGUAUGCCUUUAUCGAUACCGCACCUGAGGAUCGCACCGUACCCUCUCUCAGUCACGAAAUUGAUUUAACGAACCAACAACUUAUCUACGCUUCGUGGAGAGCCACUGUGGGUGAGAAACACACCCUCUACGAUGAUCCUUUGCCUACCAUACCCACGUCGACUUCAUCAUUGAAUUUAGGUUCUUCAUCCGCUCAGAACUCCUCAUCACCAACUCCUAUUGCAUCUGUAGUAUCUAAGUCAAAGGCAUCUGCCACUAUCAUUACUGCAGUUACCCCUGAGGAGGAGGAUGAUGCCGACGACACAGAUUAUGUUUCUUCCGAUGGUCAAUCAGAAUCUGAUGAGCCUGAGCACGAUUCUGAUGUUAUGUCAAUUGAUUCACGAGAGACAAGAUAUCGAAGGCGAUGCACGUCUUCUACAGAGUAG
Rhizopus microsporus ATCC 52813 is the source of this 537-nucleotide messenger RNA. RefSeq lists its product as uncharacterized. The transcript has 3 exons. The record is from RefSeq and is a predicted model, not a curated record. Lineage: Eukaryota; Fungi; Mucoromycota; Mucoromycetes; Mucorales; Rhizopodaceae. Bases 1 to 537 code for a protein of 178 amino acids.